CAAUUCAUAUUUAGAGAAUUAAAAAAACCACCUCAGGUCAGAAGAGUCUAACGUAGCAUCUACGAUAACAUCCAUUGGUGUGUAUCUCAUCAACACAACAGUAGUACAGCUGUAUUAACACAUUCCAUUCGUUGCGGGGCACCAACUUAUUUCGUAUCACGAUUCCCACCCUUCAUUUAUAUUUAAGCGUUUCGUCUGACUUCAUUGUAGCCGACUUCUCGUUCGAUUCUAGGACGACUUGUUUAUAAAGCAUUCUAACCCACACAUAACACAUCCAGAGUUAUUAAGUCACUAUCAUUGCAACAAGACACCACAGUACUUACCAUGGGCGGUGAGACUACAAAACCAAAGGUCGUUACGACCGAUUACCCCGUCCGGGCACGCGCUCCGGUCGGCAAGCGGAUAACACACAUCUACAAAGAACGUAUUACCCAAUUCUACUCUUCGGGACAAUGGGAACAUCAAAAUCUCCUGGCUAUGAUGUACGAAGGCAUCGCGUCUGGCCCUCCCAAUGUCCGACUUUCAACAUGGCCAGCUCCAGGUCUCUCAAGGCCAACGUUUGAAGAGGCUGUCGCUGGCGAAUAUAAACCUGCUGCUGUCGGCCAGUCCUUCGGCCCUUCUUGGGCUACCCACUGGUUUAAAGUCGUCCUCAAGGUUCCCGCCGAUCUUCGAGAUAAGGAGCAUUUGGAAUUCCAUUGGGACGCCAACAAUGAAGGCAUGGUUUGGACUGAUGACGGCAAACCCUUACAAGGUCUAACUGGUGGAGGCGAACGUGUCGAAUGGAUCCUUCCAGACUCUUUCAGGGAUGGCAAGGAGCACACCAUCUACAUCGAGAUGGCCUGCAAUAGUAUGUUCGGGAAUCCGGCCGGCGAUAUCAUCCAGCCACCGGAUCCAAACAGAAGUUUCCAACUCGUAAGAGCCGACAUUCGUGCCGUUAAUCUAGAUGCCCGCCAACUCUGGAUUGACACUUGGAUAAUUGGUGACGCUGCGAGAGAAUUCCCCGAAGAUUCAUGGGAGCAACACGAGGCCUUGAAUGUUGUCACUAACAUUAUCGACUCUUACGUUCUUGGCGAUAAGAACUCGAUCAAAAAGUGCCGUAAAAUCGCGCAGGAUUACAUUGGGUCUAAUGUCGAUUCCUCCAAGGUUUAUAGCAGCAAACUCCAACCCCAGGUUUUUGGUAUUGGUCAUUGUCAUAUUGACACUUGUUGGCUAUGGCCCUGGGCCGAAACGAAGAGGAAGGUUGCAAGAUCUUGGUCGAACCAAUGUGACUUGAUGGACCGUUACCCGGAGCUCAACUUUGCUUGUUCUCAAGCUCAACAGUACAAAUGGCUAAAAACCCUAUACCCCUAUGCUUUUGAUCGUGUCAAGCAGAAAGUAAAGGAACGUCGAUUCCACCCUAUUGGUGGCAGCUGGGUUGAACAUGAUACCAAUAUGCCAAGUGGCGAGUCCCUCGUGCGUCAAUUUUUAUACGGUCAGAGGUUCUUUGAGAGUAACUUCGGAGAGCGGUGCCGCACAUUCUGGCUACCUGACACCUUUGGAUAUUCGAGUCAACUUCCCCAAGUAUGUCGACUGGCUGGCAUGGAUCGUUUCCUUACACAGAAACUCAGCUGGAAUAACAUCAAUAACUUCCCUCACACGACCUUCAACUGGGUCUCUUUAGAUGGAAGUCAGGUCAUUUGCCACAUGCCGCCGGCUGAGACCUACACUUCGGAAGCUGAGUUUGGAGACGUCAAGCGCAGUAUUUCUCAGCACAAGUCAAUGGACCAAGACCACACUUCGCUAUUGGUCUUUGGCAAAGGUGACGGAGGUGGUGGUCCAACUUGGCAGCAUAUUGAAAAGUUACGACGCUGCCGUGGUAUCAGCGACCAGAUCGGUCGUUUGCCUAGAGUGCACUUAGGCAACUCUGUUGAUGACUUUUUCGACAAGCUCGAAGAAAAGGGCAACAGUUUGGUCACUUGGUACGGCGAGUUAUACUUCGAACUUCACCGUGGAACAUAUACGACUCAAGCAAACAACAAGCGCAAUAACCGAAAGUCGGAAUUUAUGUUGCGGGAACUUGAGCUGUUGGCCACUAUUGCGUCUCUUAAAUUCAACUCGUAUAAAUAUCCGAAGGCGAAGUUUGAUGAAAUGUGGGAAGCAACUCUUCUUUGCCAAUUCCAUGAUUGCCUUCCUGGAAGUGCGAUUGAGAUGUGUUACGAUGACUCAGACGAGCUAUACGAAAAAGUAUUCAAGAUCGGCAAGUCUAUUUACGAUGACGUCUAUGAUCUCUUUGGGGUCACUCAAUUAACGGCCAUUGAUUCUACCCGUCAUCAUGGCGAACUUGUAGCCCUAAAUACACUGCCUUGGCACAGAAGGGAGAUCGUUGAGAUCCCUGGGAAUAUAGUAGGUGUCGCUUGUGGUUCUGGGAACAUCGCUAGCAUAAAGCCCUUCAAAACGAAAGCGGCUAAAGAAGUUACCAUUAAUGAAGUUACCGAUGGUGUUUUCGUUCUGGAGAACAAACAGUUAACUGUGACGGUCGAGAAUGGAACCAUCACCUCCCUCAUCGAUCGCAAAGUAGGACGCGAACUCAUAUCCGGAGGAGGAAAGGCCAACCAGCUCGUCAUCUUCGAUGAUAAGCCACUGUACUGGCAAGCAUGGGAUGUCGAGGUCUACCAUCUUGAUACGCGGAAGGAAAUAUCGUAUGGCAAGACCCAAAUAUACGAAGAUCAAGCACACCGAGUCAGCGUCUUGACCGAAGCCAAGAUCAGCGACAAGAGCUCAAUUAAGGUGAUCCUAAGCCUAUCUGCUGCCCUCGAGGGUCAACAAUCGUACGUCGAGAGCACUGCUCAUGUGGAUUGGCAUGAGACCAUGAAGUUCCUGAAGGUCGAGUUCCCCGUAGAUAUCAGAAACACCGAAGCCUCUUAUGAGACUCAGUACGGCCUUGUCAAGCGACCCACGCAUUACAACACCACCUGGGACAUGGCUAAGUUUGAGGUGUGCUGCCACAAAUUUGCUGACUUGUCGGAGCACGGCUACGGUGUCUCAAUUCUCAAUGACAGCAAAUAUGGCUUUGCUACUUGUGGCAGUCUCAUGCGUCUUUCUCUAUUACGUUCACCGAAGGCGCCUGAUGCUCAUGCGGAUAUGGGCAAGCACACAAUUCGGUGGGCCAUUCUACCACACCAAGGGGAUCUCGGUGCCACGACUGUACGCGCUGGAUACAACUUCAAUCAUCCAUUGACUAUCCUCUCGGUACCUGUGGGCGCUGACAUUUCUGCGUUGAAAACACACCCUGUUGAACUAACAGGUGAUGAUUCGUUGAUCUUGGAUUGCGUGAAGCGUGGCGAGGAUGAUGAAGACGUUUCUGUCGACACAGCAAUUCCACGGCGCAAGGGCCAAAGCAUUAUCGUCCGUAUUUACGACAGCCUUGGUGGUCGUAGCACUGGGAAAAUCAAAACGACUUGGGACGUUAAGAAGGUAUUCAAGACCAACAUUUUGGAAGAUGAUGGGGAAGAGAUUAAGAUCAGCGAGGAUAGAACUUUUCCCAUUUCUCUUCAUCCCUUUGAGGUGGCUACGUACAGGUUGCAGUUGUAGUCUGGCC
This is a messenger RNA of Hypoxylon trugodes, 3577 nucleotides long. Its product is annotated as glycoside hydrolase family 38 protein. Gene Ontology annotation, molecular function: carbohydrate binding; alpha-mannosidase activity. Gene Ontology annotation, biological process: oligosaccharide catabolic process; mannose metabolic process. NCBI's taxonomy places the organism in Eukaryota, Fungi, Ascomycota, Sordariomycetes, Xylariales, Hypoxylaceae. Gene Ontology annotation, cellular component: fungal-type vacuole membrane. Bases 325 to 3570 code for a protein of 1081 amino acids. The transcript is spliced from 2 exons. The record is from RefSeq and is a predicted model, not a curated record.